AGUGUCUGGAAAAAUUGCUGUUAUUGCUAGUUUGAUCCUCCUCCCCUGUUGUUCUCUGUCCAUGGAAGCUGCAGGAAUCCUGUCCCACAAUGCCAUCUCUCCAGCUGCCCCUGCUACUCCUCUGCUUGACCUUGUGUGGUGUUUGCUUCAACGGGGGACAUCUCCUUCCAGAGGAAAGGGAAAACAUGGGAAAAAGUCCCCUGGAUGACAUCCUUCAGAGACCUGAAAGCCUCAUUCUUCAGUCUGUCCUCAAGAAAGCUGAAAAGGAAGAAGAGAUUAAUAAAGAAUCAAAUGCCCCUCUGCUACAAUGGCUUUCCAAAAGACAACACCCUGGGAAAAAGUAUGUAAGUAACCUGAAGAAGAGACAGCAUCCUGGAAAAAGAGCUAUUGAGGAAGAGACAUCUUAUGGAGACAUUCAGAAGAGGCAGCAUCCAGGAAAAAGAGAGAUGGAAGAUGACCUUGAUGUCUAUCUGGAGCUGAAAAGACAACAGCCUCCUGGCAGAAAGUCACAGUUGGAUCAGUUUGCUAACAGCCCUAGGGCACAGCUAACCUACAUGAAUGAGUUAUCCAAAAAAGAACAUCCAGGCAGAAGGUAUCCAAUGUACAAGCACCAGCAUCCUAGCAAAAGAGGCUGGAAUUAUGAGGUAGAAUACAGUGAGAAACACCAGCAUCCUGGAAAAUGGCACUGGAAUUCUGACAGCUCAGAUGACACAGGCCAUCAGGCCUCAUUCACCUGUCACAAAGGCAGCUUGUUGCUUGAUUUAGUAGAAGAUGUUAGCAGAGACAGGGUAGAAGAAAAGCGUCAGCACCCAGGAAAGAGCUCAGCAUUGGAGAGUGAAAAACAGGAAUGA
Pseudopodoces humilis (Tibetan ground-tit) is the source of this 851-nucleotide messenger RNA. RefSeq names its product thyrotropin releasing hormone (gene TRH). The record is from RefSeq and is a predicted model, not a curated record. Gene Ontology annotation, biological process: negative regulation of glutamate secretion; hormone-mediated signaling pathway; positive regulation of gamma-aminobutyric acid secretion. NCBI's taxonomy places the organism in Eukaryota, Metazoa, Chordata, Aves, Passeriformes, Paridae. Gene Ontology annotation, molecular function: thyrotropin-releasing hormone activity. Gene Ontology annotation, cellular component: extracellular region; secretory granule.